GCCCAGCACCCAGGCGAGUAUACGCCACACUGUGCGACACACUGUGCGACACACUGUGCGACACACUGUGCGACACUGGGGCUUUUUCUGAAUUUGCGGGGUGUCGUUCAAUCCCGUACGAGAGAGACAGUCCCAUGGAAUUGAGCAAGGACUACCUGACUCGCGACGGUGACGUUCUAGAGCCCUCAACAGGCGCAUACUUAUACCUGCUCACCUCGUGUCUAUGGAGGGUGCGUCUCGCUGGUCAGUUCUAUUCUUAUGAUUCAAGCUUCACUGGCCGUACGCGUUCCGCAUCGGGUGGUCGACUGGCUCAAUCGCUUUGAGUGCCAUGCAUGCGGUGACUGACACUCGCGACUGCUCGACCGCUCGAGGUUCUGCCACCCGUGCAUGGGAGGUAUGCAGCACGCGCCGAUUCAUAUGACCCAAUUUUGUCUAUUAAUUCCAUUCUCUCC
Laetiporus sulphureus 93-53 is the source of this 452-nucleotide messenger RNA. RefSeq lists its product as uncharacterized. The coding region runs from base 135 to 323 and encodes 62 amino acids. Lineage: Eukaryota; Fungi; Basidiomycota; Agaricomycetes; Polyporales; Laetiporaceae. The transcript has a single exon. The record is from RefSeq and is a predicted model, not a curated record.